This is a messenger RNA of Rotaria socialis, 4422 nucleotides long. NCBI's taxonomy places the organism in Eukaryota, Metazoa, Rotifera, Eurotatoria, Philodinida, Philodinidae. The record is from the annotation of a GenBank genome assembly.
AUGGCAUCUAGCCAACAAAGGCUCGACAAUGAGCGACGCAAUUCAAUAACAUCCACGAUUUCCUUGUGGGAUAAAUUACCUGAAACAAAAUCGGCGCCUGUCGAUAUUGCCAACGAUAAUGAUUUUAUUGAUGAAGAUGAUCCUACGGAAAAUGAUACUGAAGAAGAAGUUGAUAUUCUAGACAAUAAUCCACCAACAACUAUGCAUAAACGUUUUGCAUCAAGUUUAAAUCUUAAAAAUUUAGAACAAAGCGUUCAGCUAUGGCAAUUUGAAGAGUAUGAUCAAAUUAAAAUUAUUGCGCACCAGGAAGAUAUGGGAAGGGCUAAAACUGAACUUCAACGACGUUUAUCAAGUCAAGAACUUCGUUGGAUACCCAACGAUGGCGAAAGAAUUCGUUCAUGGCAUCUUGGUUUAUCAUUUCUACGUUUUCAACUGAAACGUACGCAGCAGAUUGAUAUGAUUCUGUUAACUUCUAUCCGACCAUUCGCUUGUUGGUUCAGGUUCAAAAAUACAGUAGAAGAGCAGCAGAACCGACGUGUUGUAACACAAACUGAGCGGCUUCAACCGAUUCGAUAUGGACAUCCGCCACGUUUUCGUAUUUUUCUUCGUUACGGUGCACUUAUUGAACUCGAUGAAUUUUGUUACUCGUCGCAACAUUCAUGGUCAAACAACCUUCCAACGAGAUUCGCACUAUUUAUUGACAAUGAGCGUUCGGGUGGAACCAUCGAAUGGGUGAUAGAAUACCCUGAAAAUCGAAUAAAGAAACAAUUAUUAGCAAAAAAUGUGGAUCGUUAUGUUAUUAUUCAUUUGCUACCCGACGGAUUUGCGAUGUAUAUUUGCCAAAAGUGUAAUAUGAAUGAAUUUAUCGCAGUAGCUGGAAAACCAAGAAAUGUCGUCAGAAGUCCUUCUCAUCCCAGUUCCGAUCCCCUUCGGGGUCCCAUGCGCUCUCGGGGUCUCAUUCGUCCGUUACUUGUGGCUGCUCCAGUAAGACAACGACCUUCUUAUGAUAAGUAUAAACGAAUCGGCACACGUGAAGGAAUUCAUUUUCCAACUGUGCAGUUUGAAUUUCGUAUCGAUCCCAAUCAAUUAGCGAACGAACAAGCUAGAAAUGCUGUUCAACGUACAUAUAACGUGCUUGUACAAUUUUUCACUUCUCACCAUAUUAAGAUUUGUUAUGGAAGAAUAAACUCAAAUCCAGGUCCUCAAAUCGAUUUGCUGUCUACUUUAAAAUUACCAAGUCUUAUCAUGAAAUAUUCUUGGCAAAUGCUUUUGAAUAUUGGCUAUCGUUUACAAGUUCAAAUAGAUCAUCAAUUCUGUGAUGAUUUAUCUCUGUUGAGUAGAGAAAAAUGGAAUGCAGAUGAUUUAUUUUAUCGUGUAUGCGUUUAUCUUUGGCGUCUUUUUACACUUGAACCUUUUGUUAAUUUAUCGGAAAAAUUAAACGAAGCUAUAGCAGAAUCAAAGCGUAAACGAGAAAAUAGUACUUUUGGGCUAAUCAAUAGUUUGAAUUGUGAGUACAACACUGAAACCUAUGUACCAUCGGUAACAUUGACACCGACACUUAUUCGAAUAAAGCCACUCAAAUUGUGUCGAACUAAUCGAGUUUUGCGAGCUACCCAAGAAUUUGGCAACGCAUUGGAACACUUUGCUCUUGUCGAUAUUCGUGACGAAAAUGGUGAACGAUUACAAUCUUUUCAUUUUCGAGAUUUACAUGGUCAUUUUCUUGAAUAUUUGGAACGCGGUUUUCCACUUAUGGAUAAUAAUCGAGCCUAUAGAUACCUGCAUCAUUCCCAAUCACAAAUACGAUCGAGUCAAUUUUGGUUUUACCACCAUGAACCAGGCUUAAAUCGUUCAUUAGAUGAAGCUUAUGAAUGGAUGGGAACAUUUGACGCAGAGAGAAACGUCGCAAAAAAUGCUUCUCGAAUAGCUUUAUGCUUCUCGACAACUACUCCGACUAUUGAAAUAGAUCCCCAAUAUGUUCAUUCGAUACCGGACAUCAAGACAACAGAUGAGAAAUUAGUGUUCACAGAUGGAUGUGGUACUCUAUCGGAAAAAUUAAGCCAUGAUAUUCGAAAAAGCCUUGGCAAGGGACCCUUUAGUGUCGUUCAAUUUCGGUAUGCAGGUGCUAAAGGUGUUGUUAGUGUCAAUCCACAACUUGGACCAGGUUAUCGUCUAUGUAUUCGUCGUAGUAUGGAUAAAUUCGUAAGCGAACAUCGAUGUUUCGAAGUCUGUAAAGUAUCUGCACCGCGAUCACUCUAUCUCAAUCGGCAAGUCAUUCUUCUUUUAUCAAAUCGUCGUGUAGCUGAUUCUGUCUUUCUUAUGCUUCAACAGCGUAAUAAUUUCGCUCUCAUUCGAUCUCUAUUAAGAAACGAUGAUGCCAAAUAUUUACUUGUCGAAAAACUCCCAUAUUGGUUUUUACCUAUUGGUGCAAAGAUCGAUUUUGUUCAUGAACCCUUCUUUCGACAAGUACUUAUAACUGCAUGUCUUAGUUCUGUAAGAGACAUACUCCGACGAACACGUAUUUGUGUUUCACGCAAUAAAGCUCGAAAUAUGUUUGGCAUUAUAGAUGAAUACAAUGUAUUAAAACCAGAUGAAGUUUUUGUUCAAUACACGCAACUUCAUGAUCGUGAAGAUGCAAACGGGCGUGGGAAAAGUAAAACUACACGAAUUCUUCAUAAUUGCAAAGUUGUUGUUACAAAAAAUCCUUGCCAUCAUCCUGGUGAUGUCCGAACAUUUACUGCAGUCGAUCAUGCAGCUUUAAAACAUCUCAAAGAUGUUAUCGUCUUUUCUCAGCAAGGCAAUUGUCCAGCACCACAUCAAAUCAGUGGAUCUGAUCUUGAUGGCGACGAAUAUGCAGUGAUAUGGCAUGAAGAUCUUGUUCCACUUCAAACUGAUAAUGCGGAACCAUACAACUACGAUUCAAAUACAAAACCUAUGGAACUCGAUCGACCUGUGGGACGAAGCGAUAUACAUGAUGUAGUACUAAACAUAGCUGAGAGUGACUUUUUAGGGCGAUUGUCUAAUUUACAUUUGGCUUACGCAGAUCUUUUUGGAGUAGAUAGUGACAUAAAACCGCAAGCAGAUGUCUUAUCAACUAUUGGACUAGCCGGAGCAAUCAGCGAAGAAGUUGAUAGUGGAAAAACUGGAGUACAUCCAUUAAAUGAUAUGAAGAUAAAGAAACAAAAAGACGCAUUAGGAGACAGCCGGCCAGAUUUCAUGGAAAAUGCAAAUAUGAAAUCUUAUAGAUCUGACAAGAUACUUGGAAAACUCUAUCGUGCAUCACGUCGAACAUUACCUCUCUGGAAUAAGCUUCUUCGACGACAUCGUUAUUUACGUCAUUUACAGGUUCGAACUCCUGAGGAUGAAGAUGAAGAGCAAGAUCAGGAAGUGGUCGUCGAGGAUGAUCAAGCAAACAUGAUUCCGCUGGAUUCUUCUCUUCUUACUACAAAUCAAUCUAGUGUAAAUCAUGAAAUGUCAGCAAUUGCAUCCCAACUAUUUUAUGUUUAUCGACAAGAAAUGCUUGAAAUUCUUAAUCUAUACGGACUUUCACAUGAAAGCGAUCUAUGGUGUCGGCAGGCAACAAAUAUUGCGGGUAGUGAGCUUGAAGAUACAGCUUUUACUCAACUCGAACAGCUUGUUACGCGUACACGUGACGCUUUCUCCAUGCACUUAAUGUCAUUUUGUCCAGAUGAUAACAGUAACUGUGAUGGAACUACAGCUUUCGAAAGCUUAUGUGAUUAUUGUCAACACUUGCAUAAUUCGGUAGCUUCUGCAUUGUAUCGCGAAGCAUAUAGCGGACAAAACGGGUUGGAACGAGCCCCUAUUCUAAGUUUGCCAUGGUUAUUUGCUGCAGCACUUUUAAAGUCGCACAAAAGAGAGCUAACGCCAAUGCAAGGACUACUUAGUGUAGGAAUGCGAGCUGCAAUCAAUUUGCUCAUUGAAAAUAAUCGAUUAAAAUUGGAUGGAUUGACGAUAGAAUUUCGCACAUCGAAAAAUGAUCAGCUAAUAGCAAAUAUAGAUUGCACUGUGUGUGUUUUUGUUGAAAUUCUCCACCGUUGUCUCAAGCCAAAGUCUUUUACUUUGUGGCCGAUGAUACUGAGCAAAUUCAUACGUGAAACAAAGUCAUUCACAUGCGAAGCAUCAUCCGUAGAGGAAUACAAUACAAUUGAUGAUUGGUCAUUAGUCUUUAGCAAUCACGAUCAGGACGAUAUGUAUGUUGCGACGCUCAUAUCAAUACAGUGGACCGAAGAUGUUGAUGAAUUAAUGCACUCGUAUUUUGAAAACAUUCUCGAAAUAUGCUUUACUCUUAGCCAAUCAAUGGAAGAUGAUAACAAUGAUUAUCUUCGAGUGAGCGAAGAAAUCAUUCUAAUACUUCAACGAAUAGCGAUCGAAGAAACACCUUUCCCGAAAAAGCACAGAAAAUAA